Messenger RNA from Lampris incognitus (smalleye Pacific opah), 3681 nucleotides. RefSeq names its product mutL homolog 3 (E. coli) (gene mlh3). Gene Ontology annotation, biological process: mismatch repair. The transcript has 10 exons. NCBI's taxonomy places the organism in Eukaryota, Metazoa, Chordata, Actinopteri, Lampriformes, Lampridae. Gene Ontology annotation, molecular function: ATP binding; ATP-dependent DNA damage sensor activity; mismatched DNA binding. Gene Ontology annotation, cellular component: mismatch repair complex. The coding region runs from base 1 to 3636 and encodes 1211 amino acids. The record is from RefSeq and is a predicted model, not a curated record.
AUGAUUAAGUGUUUGUCUGAAGAGGUACAGGCCAAGCUUCGCUCUGGAGUCGCCGUCUCCUCACUCCAGCAAUGUGUGGAGGAGCUCAUUCUUAACAGCGUCGAUGCUGGAGCCACAUGUAUGGGGUUGAGAACGGACAUGGGGGCGUUCAAAGUUAGGGUGAUUGACAACGGCUCGGGGAUUGAUACCGAGGACAUGGAGGCCGUCGGGAAAAGGUACUUCACCAGCAAAUGCAGCUCCGUUGAGGACUUGGAGAAUCUGAGAUUCUACGGAUUCCGAGGGGAGGCUUUGGCAAGUAUAGUGUCUCUCGCCUCACUUGUCGAAAUAACAUCGAGGACCAAAUCGUCUGUGAAAACACAAGUGAAAGUGUUCAAGGGUGGCAAAGGUUUGGACGUGUUUGAAGCUGAGACCGCCCGUCCCUCUGCCGGGACAACAGUUGUUGUUUGUGACUUCUUUCACAACAUGCCUGUGAGGAGGAAGAGAAUGGAUGCCGUCCUUGAAAGUGAGCGGAUCAGACAGAGGAUAGAGGCCAUCUCUUUGAUGCACCCUGCUGUCUCAUUCACACUGAAGAAUGAUUGUACGGGGGACAUGAUAGUGCAGCUCCCCAAAGCUAGAGACACCUACCACAGGUUUGUUCAGAUACAUGGUUUGGGACGAGCACAGAAACUGGGAGAGAUCAGCUAUGCUCACAGACAGUUUGAAGUAAGUGGUCACAUUGGCAGGGAGGGCUAUUACAACAACAGCUUACAAUUCUUGUUUGUAAAUGGCAGACUCGUUCUUAAAACACAGAUCCACAAGCUGCUGAAUCUUCUGCUACGCAGUCUGAGAAGUUCAGGUCAAAAGAAUGACAGUCCAGAUGGACAGUCUGCCAUCAGGAGUCCGAAGCAAAAAAAACGACAAGAGCUUCAUGGAAUGUACAUCAUUAAUAUUAAAUGCUGCUAUUCAGAGUAUGACAUUUGUCUAGAGCCUGCCAAAACUCUCAUUGAGUUCAAAGACUGGGAUGGUAUUUUGCUCUGCAUAGAGGAAGCGGUUAAAAUAUUCCUGGUCAGAGAGAACUUGGUGGCUGAACUCUCUCAAGAUGACUGGGAAUAUGCAUCUCCCAAAUUGUGUGUUAGAGCAGUCACAGUGCAAGAAGGGAAGGACAGUAGUUCAGACAUCCAGACGUCCAGAAUAGAAUCCACAAUGGAUUGCAUUAUUGGAAAGACACUUGCAUCCGAGUUUGUUCAUCGCAGGUUCAAGGAAGAUUGUUUACCUGAAAACAGUGUUGAACAGAUGCAUGCUCCCAUAGAUAACAAAGAAUAUAAGGGCAAAGAUCAUGUGGAGGAAAGAAGCAAAGCAAAGGAAAAGAAACAAGACCAUAGAUGCACAAACACAGUAUACAGGGUAGAGCCACAGUGUAAUGUAGUCACAUUAAAGUAUAGACUGGAAGCAUGUUCUGAGAAUAACAUGACAAAAGAAGAUGUGCCAAACUCCAAUGACUCUGUGGAAGAAUCUCAGAGUUUUAAAUGUCUGUCUAGUUCAGUCAGUAAGCUAGAAAGCAGUAGUACUGCCUCAAAAAGUAGUAUUACGGUAAUGCAUAGCAGUGCACAAGAAGCUGAACUUAAUUCAAACUGUAUUCCUCAAAUGCAAUUUCAUCACCAGAGCACAAACAGUUGUGGACAAAGACCAUCAGGGCACAGAAAGAUCAGUAUAUCGAAUCCAUAUGUUCAUGAAAGUCUAUUGGCUCUGGAUCUGGACCAGAAGAAUAGGCCAUCAUUAAGCCGGCAAGUUCCAGGGCAAAAAUGUCAAGAUAACUCCUGCAUUUUGAAACGUAAAUUUUCAUUUAUACAGGGCUCAGGUCAUUUAAAAGCUUGUCAAAAAGUAUACAGUGACCUUCCCCCUGCUGUCUCAUCAAAGAUUCGCAAGAUUACAUCAUAUCAAAAGUUGUCUUUAAUUAAGGAGGCUGGAUCUCUUGACACAUUUAGAAGAAUGUAUAAGAAGUCUAGUGAAAUAAAAUCAUCUUGUCUGGACACUGAUGACAGUCUCUCGCUGACUCAUGACAGAGAGACUCAGAAUUUUCCAUUUGGUCAGAGAGAGGAACAAGAGAGGGACGUCACAGAAAUACAUGAAAUUCAGAGUGAUUGCCAAAGCUCCCCGACCGUUACUGUGUUCACCAAGUUAAAGCCAAUCUCACGCCACAAAAAAAGCAGCGGAAUAUCUUUAGCAACAAAACUCUGUCAUUUGAAACAGCACAGGACAGAGGUGUCACAGAGCACACAAGCAAACCCUUCACAGGCUACAUCACUGGAGAAUAGCUGUCACUUGAACUCUCAGGAUGAUAUCCAGGAUAGCAUCACCGAUGACCAACCCUGUCCUACUGCACCGAAUCCGGAACAUGACCCAAGUUGCCAUACAAGUCCUCAGAUGGCCAAGUGGGACGAGUCGGCAGCAUCUGGUGACUGGUUUCACCACUAUGAUGACUCUGUUGGAAGGAUGAUGUACAUCAACAAAGUCACGGGACUCAGCUGUUAUGAUGAACCACCUGUGGAAGAAACACAAGCGCUCUGCACAUCAGAUGUCACCAACAUGGCAGUUAGUGUCAUCUCCAGAACAGGGGAUGAUGUUGAGAACUCCAACUCUCUUUCCUCCUUGUACUCUGAAUGGAGUAACCCUGUGUUUGUCAGACCUCCCAUGGUUGGUGUGAAUAUAUCAAGUGGGCAAGCUGAUGGCCUGGCUGUGAAGAUCCACAACAUCCUUUUCCCAUACCGAUUCUCUAAAGCCAUGAUUCACUCAAUGAAGGUUAUUCAUCAAGUGGAUAAGAAGUUCCUGGCGUGUCUUAUCAAUACUAGAGACCAACAGCCUGUAGGAGAGCCUGAAACUGAAGGAAAUCUUCUUGUGCUCGUGGAUCAGCAUGCUGCGCAUGAGAGAGUUCGCCUUGAGAAUCUCAUCGCAGACUCCUAUGAAGAUAACCCAGAUGCACCUGGAGAGAGACGUCUGUGUUCAUCAACCAUCUCACCACCACUUGAGAUUAGUGUAACAGAAGAGGAGCUGAGGCUGCUCAGGUCUUGUCAGCCACAUUUGAGAGGCCUUGGCCUGGAGGUGGUGUUUACAAAGACCAGAGAGCCACAACUGUUGGUCAAGAAGGUACCACUGUGUUUCACAGAGAAAGAGAGCAAUGAACUCAGGCGGGGGAGACGGUCUGUGAUCAAGUCUACAGUUGAGGAGUAUCUUCGUGAGCACAUUGAGUUACUCCGCUCAACUGGUAGUGUGAAAGGAACACUGCCUCUCACUGUCUUAAAGGUGCUUGCUUCCCUGGCAUGCCAUGGUGCCAUCAAAUUCAAUGAUAGUCUUAGUUACAAUGAAUGUUGCAGCUUGGUGGGAUCCUUAUCUUCCUGCCAGCUACCAUUCCAGUGUGCCCAUGGCCGUCCUUCCAUUGCUCCCCUGGUAGACAUCCUUCACUUGGACAACGACCCAGAGGUAUUACUGCUAAUGAGGGCAUCUGCUCUUAAUUCAGCAAUUACAACAUGGAACAGCACACGUUACAAUUGCUUGAUAACCACCCACCACAUCAUUUCAUCUUUCUCAUUUGACCAAACGUUCCUUAUUCCUGCAGGAUUUUCAGAAGCCCAACCUCCGGAAGCUGAGAAAAAUGUAUAAAGCAUGGGAACUUUAUGGAAAGGUCUAAAGGGGGUUGUGUAUUUU